Messenger RNA from Plenodomus lingam JN3, 207 nucleotides. Lineage: Eukaryota; Fungi; Ascomycota; Dothideomycetes; Pleosporales; Leptosphaeriaceae. The record is from RefSeq and is a predicted model, not a curated record.
AUGGCCUCUGGCCCCGUUGAUCCCCAAUCUUUUUACGACCAAGACCGUCUCCACCUAAUUGCUGACGACGAUGGCGCAUAUCACAACACCUCACGGACCGGCACGCACGGUUGUACUGUAGAUAUCUCGGCACCACUGCAAUCGCACACGCUAUGGUCGGACCCCUCUUUGCUGAUGCGAUGCGGCCGAGACUAUCCAGGACCCUGA